Closterium sp. Naga37s-1 is the source of this 351-nucleotide messenger RNA. The record is from the annotation of a GenBank genome assembly. Lineage: Eukaryota; Viridiplantae; Streptophyta; Zygnematophyceae; Desmidiales; Closteriaceae.
GUUCGGGGCUCACAUGCCCGCCGAAUGCGUCCAGCUGUGUGGUUCGGCAGGUCAACUACAGCGCCUUCUGCCAGGACUGCCACGACUUCUGUGCCACGUGCACAAGUGAUCAAUCCCCACCCCCAUCACCAAUUGUGGCCUCCCUUCCACCAUCCCCAUCGCCCAAUCAACCCAUCUACCCCUCCCCCUCCUCCUCGCCCGCCUCACCCUCCUCCACCUCACUCACUUCCUCCCAAUCUGGCCUAUCCGUGGGAGCUGUCAUCGGCAUUGUCACAGCUGCCCUUCUGCUAUUGCUUCUGCUGCUUGCCUCAGCUUGGUGGCUAGCUGCGCACUUCAAGAUUUCCACAAAAG